Cuscuta campestris is the source of this 1946-nucleotide messenger RNA. The record is from the annotation of a GenBank genome assembly. NCBI's taxonomy places the organism in Eukaryota, Viridiplantae, Streptophyta, Magnoliopsida, Solanales, Convolvulaceae.
ACAAAAGAAACCGUAUUAUUUCUUCUACUUUGACGAAAAGAAGAAAGUCCACAUUCCGUUACCGGAACCAACACAGACCACACCGAGAUAUCGGCACUCCGUUUGGGUAGACUGGAACCCGCCAACCACUAGACAAUGGGUUGGCCAAGUCACUUUUUUGAAUUUCAAACGAAUUUCACACCCUUUCCUAUAUAUAUCCUUCAUCUCUACUCAUUUUAACACACAUUUUUCACAUCAAAAUCUCCUCUUUUACACAAUUCUUCAUCUUUUUUGCUUCAUUCAUGGCCGGAGGAAAGAAGACAAAGGUUUCCAAGAAGAAGGGCAACGCCGAAGCUACGACCUCAGCGCCACCGCCGUUCCCCUACCUGGACGGCUCGUUUCUUGAGUUCGGGUCGGAGGAGGAACUCAACCGGUUCCUCACGCACUUUGCCAAGCGUCCCAUUUCUCCGCCUAGGGUGCUGCCCGAGAUGUACCCUCAACAAAAGGGGUACCACGACCUCGACAAUCAGCUUCAAGCAUCGGGUCUGUGGUCGUUCGUCUCCAAGAGCCGCUCGAGCUUAAAUCCCGCCUUUGUGCGAGCCUUCUACUCCAAUCUCCGCCGGGACGGGGACACCAUUCGCAGUAGCAUCAAUCUCUACGACAUAGAGAUUGAUCUGGCUACCUUCGCUCGGGUUGCAGGGCUGCCCACCCGCGGUGACGACAUCGCAACCUAUGGUGGCGACGAUUGGAUCCUCAACAACGAGGCGGUCAUCAUUCGUGAGCUUGGGAUCACCAACUUGAUCCGCCACAGCGGCGCACCGACGAUUCACUCGGCCCCACCGGACAAGCGCCUCCUCCUCUACAUCAUCACCCGGAUUCUCCGCCCCCGGGACAGCAGCCAUACCUCGCUCUUUAACGAGGACUUGAAGGCGAUUCAUGCCAUCAUCCACGGCGCCUCCAUCAAUUGGGCGAAAUUCGUGAUGAUUCACAUGGUGGAUUGCGCCUCCAUCGCCACUGAGCGGAGCUUGCCAUACGCCUUCCUCGUCAUGGACCUCAUCAUCUCUGCCGACAUCUCCAUCGCCGGCCCGGAUACGAAGAUGACAAAGAUUUGGAUCAUCCAAGACAGCACCUUCCGGAAGAAGUCCGGUGACGGAACCGGCGCUGGACUGAGUCGUGCCCGUGCCCCUGCCCCUGCCUCCGCUCCCGCCAAGGCGUCCUUACAGUCCAUAGCCGAUACUCUGAAUCGGCUAACCCUCACAGUGGAUGGCAUGGGGCAGUCAAUUGAGCGGAUGGACUGGACGCUGCAAUGCCAACACCAUGACAUGACGGCGUUCUUCCGUGGCAUCAACUACGUCCCGCCGCCCUUUGACAGCACCAUCCUCGGCCAGAACUAUGAAGCCUAUGGAGGAGGUAGUGUUGGCCUUCAAGGAGCUGUUGCUUCAACAGUCUUUACUAAUGGUGGUCUCGUUAGAGGUUUCAUUCCUGGGUACUUAGCAACACGACGGGUCUAUGGACCUACGUACGGUGUAGAGCACACAGUUUCCAGUAAUUACUACAAAUAUUUUGAGAUGAAUCAUGUCGUGGAAGCUUUCAUUAUUCUUCCCGGAGGAGUUGGCACCAUAGAAGGUUUGUUCACCUUGAUCUCGUGGGCUUCUGAAGGGUUACACAAUAGACCCAUUGGUCUUUUAAACAUUGACGGUUAUUUCAAUAACCUUCUCAAAUUCUUAGAUGAUGCGGUGAGGCAGAACUUCAUGGCUUCCAGUCAGAGGAAACUUUUUAUUUCUUCUUUCUCUGUUGACGAGCUUUUAGACAAACUAGAGUUUGCUAAAGCUUUCCCGGGACAUGGGGUUAGUUAUGAUGAGUUUGUGAAUCCUGGGAGAUUAGACUUAGAAUUGCAUUUGUAACAUUCCUCAUAUGAUCCAAGUUGUAUGUUGAAAUGAUAUUUUCCAUAAAUUAUUCUAGGCUGU